Molecule: messenger RNA, 518 nt
Organism: Ananas comosus (pineapple)
Lineage: Eukaryota; Viridiplantae; Streptophyta; Magnoliopsida; Poales; Bromeliaceae
Product: AT-hook motif nuclear-localized protein 23-like
Exons: 1
Cellular component (GO): nucleus
Molecular function (GO): minor groove of adenine-thymine-rich DNA binding; DNA-binding transcription factor activity
Source: RefSeq, a predicted model, not a curated record
CCGGUGUUGUUGCGCCCAUGGCGGAGUACGUUGCGAACCCUAACAAAGCCAUGAUCGCGCUCUCGCAGGGCCACGCGUCCGACGCGGAGGCGGCCGGCGCCGGAGAGGAGGACGACGGGAGCAGCAGCAGCGCGCGGCGCGCCGCGGCGCGGGGGCUGGGAGGAGGGUCGGGGUCGGGGUCGGGGGGGAGGAAGCCGCGGGGGAGGCCGCCGGGGUCGAAGAACAAGCCGAAGCCGCCGGUGGUGAUAACGCGGGAGAGCGAGGCGGCGAUGCGGCCGGUGGUGCUGGAGGUGGGCGGGGGUUGCGACGUGCUCGGCGGCGUCUCCGCCUUCGCCCUCCGCCACCGCGUCGGCGUCUCCGUCCUCAGCGGCUCCGGCGCCGUCGCCGGGGUCGCCCUCCGCCACCCCUCCGCCCCGGCCUCCACCGUCGCCCUCCACGGCCGCUUCGACCUCCUCUCCCUCUCCGGCACCCUCCUCCCUCCCGGCGCCUUCACCCCCGCCGCCGCCUCUUCCUCUCCC